AUGAAAAACUGUCAAACAGAGAUAUAAAGCUCUGAAGAGAAACGAAAAAGAGAAAGGUCGGCCUACAAUUUAAAGAGCAUUACAUUCUUGCUGGGCCUAAUGAGUAACACCUAAAUAACAAACUCAAACAAAGAAAAAAGCUCUGAAAACAGUUCAGAAUUCAAAUAAAUAUGCAACCUUAUGAGUCAAAGUUUCCUCGAAAUAUGGGGGGAAGACAAUGAUCCAUCUCUUCAAUACUUCCCGUCAAUAUAACCCUUUACAGACUACAAAAUUAUCAUGCAACAGAUGAGGAGAAAGAAGGUCUCUGGAUUAUUAUUUCUAUCAUGUCUAAUAAAUCUUAUUAACUUGCUGCUGCCUGAGAGUUCGCCCAAACAAUAUCAAAUAUAAAAAAUGGAAUAUAAAGAUUAUGAAUCCAUAAAUUUGCAGGUGACCAGAGAAUAUGCCGAGUCAUAUUCUUCAAUAAACUACAGCAGAUACAUAAUAAAUCUGAUUAUUGCAUGCAGUAUUUUCUGUUUUUCAAUCUAUGUAGUUUUCUGUAGUCACAUUAACUUUUCUGGUACAUAAAAAGGAAUAUACAGGCUUUUCGUAUCAUUAAUUGCACAAUACAUCACGGCAUUUAUGUUUGUACUAUUUCCUUAAACUUUCUCUUAUUAAUUCUUUGUGAAUAUGGUGCUCUUGUUCACAAUGCUGGUUAAGGAGGGAUUCUCUUCGAGAAUCCAUACCAUAAUACUCUUAGGGAAUACAUUCCUGGUCAAUUACUUAGCCAUCGAAAUGUUUUCUUUCUUUCAAAUGGAAUAACAAUAGGCAGAUGGUCACAUUAUGAUAUAGAAACUGAAUAACAGUCUCGUUAAAAGACUUGUUGAGAAAAUUAAUAGCUUGCAAUAAAGUCUAGAUAUUAAAGAUACCUACAAUGCCUCUAUGAUUCAUGAGCUUAGAAAUCCCCUCAACGCUAUCUUAGGAGCAAUCGGCCUACUCAAAUAUUCUCGUAGUCUUUCAAAGGAAGACCAUGAAACCCUUAACAUUGCUAAUAUGAGCGGAGAAAUUCUUAUUACUCUAAUAAACAAUGCAUUAGAUGGAGCGAAAAUUGAAGCAAAUAAGCUUGAACUUGACGCACAUAGAAACGAUAUUGUCGAGACAUUAACUAAGUCUGCAAGUCUUUUUUAAUGGAAGGCAAAGGAGAAAAAUGUCAAUAUAUCCCUCAAAAUAGGGAAGAAAAUUCCUAAUUUAGUCGAAAUCGAUGAGGCAAGAAUCACCCAAAUACUAGUUAAUAUUAUCGGGAACGCUGUUAAGUUUACCCCAGAGAAUGGAAGAAUUAAAGUCAGAGCAAGAUUCAUCCCUGAGGAUAGUAAUCUUAUGAUCAGAAGAUCAUCAUAAAACGAGGAAUAUGAAGAAAAGUUCUUUGACAAUAAAGAACUUUUAUAGGACAUGGGAUAGAACUCUGAGGAACUAGGAGAAGAAGAUUAGAGAUCAAACUUCAAAUUUACUUAAAAUGGAUCACACACUCCCAUUGACUGUGAAUUAGAUUCUUUCACAGACAAAUCUGUAGAGCCCUUAACUAGCAUUUAACAGCUUCUAAAUCCAUAGAAUUAGGGGAGACUAAAUUUUAAACAUGAGUCAUUCACUAGUCUAAGUAAUAUUGAGUCCAUUGAUGAAAGACAAAUCAGAUCCAAAAAUCAUAUUAGCGAGAGAGAGAUGGGUUUUAGAAACUCAUUUCAUGAAUGGUCAGCAUAUUAAGUUGCUGGAAGUCCAGGCGAUGUAUUUAAACAAACUGCCUUAAACUAGAUUUAAUCAUCAGAUAGAUCAGUAUAAAAUGCAUUAAGCUCUGUUGAGCACUGCUCAGGAGCUGUCAACCAUAUUUAAAAUUAAAAUCAAAGAAACUCAGCUGACUCAAGUCUUAAUGAGGCCCUUAAUAAUUCUCUUAGGUAUAAAUUAUUGAAGAGCCAAUUCAAAAAUCAACAGCUACACAGCGGGAAUGUAACUAGAGAUCUUUCUACUGUUUCUUUGGAUUCAAUUCAUGCCGACGAUCAAUCAUCAUAGCAACUUACCUUGACAAGCUAGUAAACUAAUUCUAACAAGCAUUUGCAGAGACGCAAAACUCCGACAAAGUCUAAAUUUUAUCAAUAAAAUGAGAUUAAUGGAUAGGAAGAUGAUAGUGAAUAAGAAGAGUUUAAGUAAAGCUUGCAACAGCAAUUCAAUCAAUAAUACUCCAGAUAGGUUAGCUCUUAAAAGAAGUUUUCUUUCGUGAACAUUGAUCAGCUCGAUGCUUCACAAAAUUUUUAAAACGAAAAUAAUUUGGUAAAAUCUGAACAACUUCAUUUGAAUCUUAAAUAAAUUGACUAGAAUGAGACAAAUAUAAUUUAAGUGGUUAAGGGUAACCUUGUUAUAGAAGUCAUUGACAGUGGAAUAGGGAUAAGUUAAGAAGGUAUUAAGAAGCUUUUCUAGCCAUUUUAGCAGGCAGAAAAAUCAAUCUAAGCUAAAUAUGGCGGUACUGGAUUAGGUCUUUGGAUAACUAACAAGUUAAUUAGCUUAAUGAGAGGUAAUAUUGAUGUCAAAUCAGAAUUGAACAAAGGCACAACAUUCUCUAUGACAAUCCCAGUAGUUGGUGAAUACAAUGACAGACAUGAUAGCAGCACUAAGGGAAACUAGCCAAUAGUUAGAGUUGACGAGGCAUCAUCUGGAUCACUUACUCCAAAUAAAUAGAUUUAAGCUCAACCAAUGAUAAGAUAAAUGAAUACCGUAAAGUCGGAUUCUCAAAGUGAAAUCAGCGUUUUACUUUUAUAAGAUGAUGAAAUUAUGAAAAAACUUUUCAAGAAGUAUCUGUAAAAGUAGCAGAUUCAGUAUAUGUUUGCUAAGAACUUCAAGGAUUUAAUUAGACUUUUCAAGCAUUAGAAAUAUGAUGCUUGCUUCAUCGAUAUUGAUGUAAGCGUGAGUGUAGAGGAUCUAGAAAGUCUAGUUAACCACACACUUGGUUUGAAACCAAAUAGCAAUAACUAUUUUUGCAAAAUCUAUAGCCUUUUCUCUCGUGAUAUUGAUAAAUCAAAAAGCAAGUAUCUUUAAAGAAACAAUAUCAAAUGUAUAAAAAAACCAAUCUAAGGGUAUUAAAUUAACAAGAUUUUAAGAAGAAUCAAGACCAAUAAUGUAAGCUACAUCUAAAGGGCAAAAUCAAAUGUCGGUAUGGAAAAUCAAUUUUAUAUAGACGAUAUUUCUCAAAAAACUCCAUCAGUUCAAAGAUGUAGUUAGAAAUAAAAAACCCAACCAAUCUAAAAGACUUAGAGAUAGAUUAGUAUUCAACGUGAAAUUAUGCCAGCCUUAAGAGAGGUUGAUUCAAUGUUUACUCUUAAUAGAAGAAUGAGCUCCUCAGAACAUAAAGUUUAAGACGAGAGCCCAGAUAAAAGAGUUAAUAGUGGAUAAAAUAAAUAUCAAGAAUUAGGAUUCCUUAACUUCCAGAGGUAACAAUCGAGAGGUGAAUCUAGCAAUACUCAAAUCAAUAAAUAACCAGGAUUCAGCUCUCAGUAGAGAAGUGGACAUUAACCGAGGGGAACAAACUCUUCAUCCUUGAAUUCUUCAAUCUAAAAUUUCUACAAUCAAAACAUCGUCCCUAAAAUAAACUAAAAUAUUCAAAGGAUUAGAAGAUAAGAGUUGCAUGAUUCAUCAAAUACUAUAGUCUCUGAUAGUCCAAGAUGCUUGGACAUGAACAAGAAUCAAAAUAUUAUUAGAAAGAAUAGCGCUGCUUUUGAAACUCUGAUGAUAAAAAAUAUGAAAUUGGUUGAAUCUCCCCAUUUUAAGGAAACUUAUAAGAGCAAUCAUACAAAUUCUGAUGAGGAAGAAAAGAAGUCAUUUUCUCAAAACACUAACAUUCUAACUCCUCACUUCAAUAAUUAGUCUCUGUAUUCUCCAUCAUUUAUAGGUGCAUCUGACAUUAUCUCGAUUAAAAGAGACGCUGAUGGAGAAAUUUUCUAGGAAUCCUCUGACAAUAAUCACUCAAGCAAAAGAGCCAAAAUGAGCAGUAGAUUAAGUAGAGAGCCAGAGAAGUUAAGUAGAACUCUUCCAAGUGGAGCAGUUGCUGCACCUUAAGUCUUGACUAAUCCUUCUUAAUUUAAGAGAAAGUCAGAUGAGAUAAUUGAGAAUAUAAAAUUCAAUUCAAGCAAUGUAGAAGUAAAGUCAGGUUUUAGAGCAGUAAUGGUGGUUGAUGAUAACAAAAUGAACCAAUUUAUUGUUCAGAAAAUGCUUGAAAAGGUUCCUGAAAUAUCAAAAAAGAAGGUUUAAAUCCUAACUGCUGACAAUGGAGAAGAAGCAUUUCAGAAAUAUCAAUAAUAGUUUGAAGAUAAAACUAUAGCCUUAAUCUUAAUGGAUUGUGAAAUGCCAAUCCUUGACGGGUACGAAGCAGCCAAAAAGAUUCGAGAGCUAGAAAAUUCCAAUAAGUCAGCAGAUUCUAUAGUCUCUAAUAAUUGCGUUAUUGUUGGCUUAUCUGGAAAUUCUGGAGAACAACAUUCAAGAAAAUGCAAACAAGCUGGAAUGAAUGAAGCAAUAACCAAGCCAAUUGUAUUUGAUUAACUACACAAUAUUGUUAAGCAAGCACUUGACCCUAAAACCAAAUCUCAGCAAAUCAAUCCAAUUGGAGGUCUUAAGAAAGUUACAUUGACUAUGAGUAACAAUUAAAAUGGUGGAUAAAGUCAAAGAAUGUACAGCUAAAGCGUCAAUAUUAGCAACGUUUCUAAAUAAGAAAAGUAAUUCGUUGAUUAAAACAAUAAAGCAGUCAAUCAUAAAUCCCAAUAGUGA
Molecule: messenger RNA, 4779 nt
Organism: Stylonychia lemnae
Lineage: Eukaryota; Ciliophora; Spirotrichea; Sporadotrichida; Oxytrichidae
Source: the annotation of a GenBank genome assembly